This is a messenger RNA of Prunus mume (Japanese apricot), 2394 nucleotides long. The record is from RefSeq and is a predicted model, not a curated record. NCBI's taxonomy places the organism in Eukaryota, Viridiplantae, Streptophyta, Magnoliopsida, Rosales, Rosaceae.
GUUGGAAUAGAGUCUCGUGUGCGCGCGAUAGUUAAGCUUUUGGGUGUUGGAGGAAACGAUAUUCGCAUGGUAGGGAUAUGGGGCACUGGUGGAAUAGGUAAGACAACAAUUGCUAAAGCUGUUUAUAAUUCCAUCGCCCAUAUGUUUGAAGGUAGCUGUUUUCUAGAUGAUGUUAGAGAAAGAUCAAUGCCGUAUGAAGGCUUAGUCAAACUACAAAGUAUUCUUCUUUCUGAGAUUCUAGGGGUGAAAGAAGUAAAGGUGACCAAUGUUGACAAAGGAAUCAAUGUGAUAAAGAAAAUGUUGAAUGGUAAGAAGCUUCUCCUAAUUCUUGACGAUGUGAAUCAAUUGGACCAAUUAAACAAAUUAGUUGGAAGGUCUGAUUGGUUUGGUUCAGGCAGCAGAAUUGUUCUAACGACAAGAGAUAAGCAUUUGCUAAUUGCUCAUCAAGUCAAUCUAAUAUAUGAGGUUGAGAAGUUAGAUCAUUAUGAGUCCUUAAAGCUCUUCGCCAGUUGGAAUUCAUUUUCAAGAAAUGGACACUUAGAAGAUGAUUAUGCGAAACUUGCAAACGAUGUAGUAGACUAUGCUGAGGGUCUUCCAUUAGCUCUGAUGGUUUUGGGUUCACAUCUAUGUGGUAGAAGUCUUGAUCAAUGGAAAUAUGCAUUAGAUGGUUACAGAAGAGUUCCUAACCGAGAGAUUCAAGAAAUUCUCAAAAUAAGUUAUAAUGCACUAGAAGAUGGGGUGAAGGAAGUUUUCCUUGAUAUUGCAUGUUUCUUUAAAGGUCAAGACAAGGAUUAUGUGAUACAAAUACUGGAAGGUUGUGACCUCAACCCUAAGUAUGAUCUUGAAGUACUCGUGGAAAAGGCUCUUAUAAAUAUUACAUAUGAUGGCUGCAUUUGGAUGCAUGACUUGAUACAAAAAAUGGGUAAAGAAGUAGUUCGCCAAGAGUCACCAACUGAGCCUGGAAAACGUAGUAGGUUGUGGUUUCACGAGGAUGUUUACCAUGUUUUAACAGAAAACACAGGAACGGAUAUGAUCAAAGGUAUUAUGGUGAAGUUGCCUGCUGGGCUUGAGUUAGACGAGGUAUGUUUGAAUGCUGAAAGCUUCUCAAAGAUGAAAAAUCUUCGACUUUUUAUAAAUCAUAAUGCGCGCUUGUCUGGAGAAGUUGAUUAUCUUCCCAAUGAGUUGAGGCUCCUUAGCUGGCCUGAAUAUCCGUCACAAUCUUUGCCACCCAAUUUUAAUCCAAAGAAACUUGUUGCUCUUACUAUGCCUCGUAGCCGCAUUUUACGACUGGAUUUGGAAUUCAAGAGUUUGAAAUUUCUAAAUUUGGAGCGCAGCAAAUUCCUAAGAAAAACCCCUGACUUCUCUGGAGUCCCAAACUUGGAGACGUUGAAUCUAGACGAUUGUACAAGUUUAGUUGAGCUUCAUCCUUCUGCUGGAUUCCUUCAUAAGCUUGUUAAGUUGAGGCUUAUGGGAUGCCGUAGUCUUACUCUGUUUCCUGAAAUUAAGGGGAAGAUGGAAUCUUUGAAAUACCUGUAUCUAGCAUACACUUCCAUCAAAGAAUUGCCUUCAUCGUCAAUUCGACAUUUCACUCGUCUCGAGGAAAUGAAUUUAACCGGAUGUGAAAACCUUACAAAUCUGCCAUUCAGCAUUUAUGAGUUGAAGCACCUAGUGUCAAUUUCUGUCAUGAAAUGCUCAAAAUUGGUUUCAUUUCCUAAAAUGGAGAAGUCUGAAGAUUCAAGGAGUGCAGAAUCACUUGUGACUCUUCAAGGAGGCAAUUUAGCGUUUCCCAAGCUAUCUAGAUUCUAUGUGGGCCGAUCCAAUCUUUCAGACAUUGCCGACCUUCUGACUCUUGAUUGCAUGACCAAAUUAACUACACUUGAUCUAUCAGGAAGCAAUUUCGUUAGUCUUCCCGUAUGCAUUAAUAACUUUGUCAACUUGCGUGAUCUUCGGUUGGUUAGUUGCAAGAGACUUAGAGAAAUUCCAGAUCUUCCACGUGCAUUGAAAUAUUUAAAUGUGAGUGAUUGCUUAUCAUUGGAAAGAGUUUCAAAAUUGUCCAACAUUUUGGAACGUAAAGAGUCUCAAAUGUUCAAGGGAAUGAGAUUGACUAAUUGUUGGAGACUGCGUAACAAUCUGGUUCGAAUUGCAAAGAAGAAAAAUAUGUUCAUAAAUCAAGUCAAUCUCUUCUCACUCUUUCUCCUCUCUCUCACAUCUUAUGUCGUGGUUGAAUUUCCAGGAAGGGGAAUUCCAAAGUGGUUCAGUUAUCGUAAGGAUUUGAAGGAUCUUCGCGAAUGGCUUUGCAUGUUGCCUCAUGUUGGGGAGAGAAAGAUAGGAAUUAAUGAAGCUGUUGUUCCAGAAGAAAUUGAAAGCUCGUCCUUCAUUCGAUGUAGAUACUAG